AUGGCUGCAGAUUUAGGAGAGCUGCUGGUCCCUUAUAUGCCCACCAUCAGAGUUCCCAGAACAGGAGACAGGGUUUUCAAGAGCGAAUGUGCCUUUUCCUACGAUUCUCCCGUAAGUGUCUCCCAGUAUUAUGGGGUGUUUGUGUGUUCCAAGCUGUCCUUACUCAUCCCGUAAGCUGCCCUAACACACGUGAAUAGCUGCGCAGUUUUGUGGCAGGAUCUGGGGCUUCCAUUGCCACCAUUCUCUUGAACUUGAGAAAAAUAAAUAAUGAAAUGUUGUUUACAUCCCGUGGAAUGGUAUUUCCUUUGUGGAAUGGUACUUGUUCACUGUGCGCCUACCUACUGGUUUUGCCAAUGUAAUUAAUGACACCUACGUGGUCGUGGGCUGUGUUUUACAUGAUUUUGUGUCCCCUAUUUCUGCAUUUUUGGCUACACACUGAAGCGGAGUUGUUUCAGUGUGUUGUUUUGUAUUGAAAGCAUGACUCACCAGCCACACGUAAAAUCACCAGAAUAAUGUUCUAUUGAUAUGGGAGCUAUUUCUAACGGUUUUGUUUUUAUAUUAGAUAAUAUGCGAGAUGUCCGGCAUUUUAUUUCAAUGUGAUUGACUUGCCAUAUGCAACACCUUCAAGAGACAGAUGAACUGAAACGCACGCGCGCUAUUACAAACUGCUCGAGUUUGAGGUUACCAUGUGUUUUUAGGACCAACUAUUCACACGUUUUUUUUUUAUGCGAAAACAACAUUUUUAUUAGCGAUAAUUGCUCAACUGAAACCAUUUUAAAGGUGAGUGACUCAGCUGUCUGGAGUUCAUCAUGUCAGACCGAAGACUGACACGUUGGUUAUUUUUAUCCCAGCGCUGUUGAAGCUCGUGUGUAACUCUGCGCUUCAGAGUUUUAGCAGGGCCUAUUGGCCUACUCCCAAUUGCAGAUAUAGGUUAGUAUAGAGGGUUAUUUGUGUGAUAUAUUUUUUUGUUAAACCUCCGUUGUUGUGCGGGAAUGAGGCUCCUGUAGGCCUGUGCCUCGGAAGGUGGUUGAGUGUCAGUUGAACAAGGCAUACUUGAACACGUGAAAGAAACUUUGAUACACUGUGGCGGUUGCUGGUUUAAUGGUGGUAGGGGCAAUUACAGUUAAACUAUUUGCAGUCUGCAAAAGCCAUACUGGAUUUUUAAACAUGAAUCCAUAUUGUAGGCAUAUUUCAGAAAAUAACGGCCUGAAUGCAAGACAAUGUCUGCCUUAGCCUACAUGAACAUUGCAUGAUAGAAUGCACCUGCCACAAGUGUGUGUCACCGUCAAUUACAUUGUAUUGGCACAACCCCGGCUGACAUCCUUUGCGGAAAUGAUGACAUCCAUUGCGCAGUCCUCUAUUGACCCCAAAUGUCUUUACACCUUAAGCAGGGGCACAAUGUUAUUGGUUCUCCGCCCUCUGGGUAUCUGAAGUUCAGAUUUUUAAAUCACCUAUUUGGACUUGACUUUUGUUACGACAAAUACACACCAAUGCUCCUUAUACUGUACAUGUGCUACCUCACGUGUGUGUGUGCUUUGCAAUGUUGUUCACCACAUGUUGUUUUUUGUUCACAGGAGUCUGAGGGAGGCUUGUAUGUGUGUAUGAACACAUUCUUGGGCUUUGGCAGAGAACAUGUGGAGAGACAUUACCGUAAAACCGGACAGAGUGUUUACAUGCACCUCAAACGGCAUGUCAAAGAGGUGAGGGGUCAUACCAUGUGCUUCUAUAUUGGUCUACACACCGACAGUGCAUAGUGUACGUACAGUUGACAAAUUAUAUUAUUUAAUAAUAAUAAUAAUGCAUGGGACUUGUAUAGCGCUUUUCAACCCAAAGUGGCUUUACAAUAGUAGAAACUAUACAAAAAACAGAUAUCCAAAGCAAGACAUCACCAGACUAAUAGCAGGAAGAAAAGGAAAAACAUGAAACAAAGAGAAAAGGAGGGGCUAAAGAAUGGAGAAGAGUGUGAUGUGUCAGUGUAUGAGUGAGCGAGCAGGUUUUGUGUGUGGGAGAGAGAGUGAGUGUGUGUGUGUGUGGGGGGGGGGGGGGGGCUUCAAGGGAUACUUCAGGAGUCUGAUGAACUCGUGGAUACCAUUUAUAUGUCUCUGUUUGCAGUUUGAAGGAAGUUGCUAACUAGCGUUAGGGCAAUGGCUGGAAGUCUAUGGGUAUCUGCUUUCAGUCAUUGUGCUAACGGUAGUUAGCAUUGGCUCGCAAAACUACCUCUAACUUCCUUUAUACUGGACACAGAGACAUAACUGGUAUCUACGAGUUCAUCAGACUCCUGAAGUUUCCCUUGGGAGGUAGAUAAAGAGCCUCAUUGCCAAAAUCCCAAAGUAUCCCUUUAAGGCUAGCCAAUGGUGAAGAGGUGGGGCUUUAGGAGGGACUAAAAGAUGGUGAUGGACUCAGUCACAGCUGGCUGGAGGGAGGGAGUUCCAGAGCUUUGGACUCAGUCACAGAUGGCUGGAGUUCCAGAGCUUUGGACUCAGUCACAGAUGGCUGGAGGGAGUUACAGAGCUUUGGGCUCAGUCACAGAUGGCUGGAGUGAGUUACAGAGCUUUGGACUCAGUCACAGAUGGCUGGAGGGAGUUACAGAGCUUUGGACUCAGUCACAGAUGGCUGGAGGGAGUUACGAGUUACAGAGGCUUUGGUAAGCUUGGACUCAGUCACAGAUGGCUGGAGGGAGUUCCGGAGCUUUGGACUCAGUCACAGAUGGCUGGAGUGAGUUACGGAGCUUUGGACUCAGUCACAGAUGGCUGGAGGGAGUUACAGAGCUUUGGACUCAGUCACAGAUGGCUGGAGGGAGUUACAGAGCUUUGGACUCAGUCACAGAUGGCUGGAGGGAGUUACAGAGCUUUGGACUCAGUCACAGAUGGCUGGAGGGAGUUCCGGAGCUUUGGACUCAGUCACAGAUGGCUGGAGGGAGUUACAGAGCUUUGGACUCAGUCACAGAUGGCUGGAGGGAGUUACAGAGCUUUGGACUCAGUCACAGAUGGCUGGAGGGAGUUCCGGAGCUUUUGGAGUAACCCUGGAGAAGGCCCUGUCACAAAAGCUCUGGAGCUUGGACCUAGAAUGAGACGGUAUUAAUAUUGAUAUGCCCUGUUUAUUUGUUCAGUUUGGGUGAAAGAUUUUUCCCUCUUUUCCCUGGAUGUUAGUUUUAUCGAAUCAGUGAUAUAUUGUUAUUAGUUGCAAGUACAUUGGACUUUGCAGUAGCACCUUUGUGUGAUCAAUUUUGGCACAAAACAUUGAAGGGAAAUAUCUAUUGAGCUGACAAGAAAGAGGCUGGCUUGUUUCAACUUCAUAUUCAUCAUCUCCAGCACCACCCCAACAUAAACUUGAUGACAUCAUCCGGAAACACUAUUGACAUUAUCUGGUACUUUACCGACCUAUGCCUGCUCAUAGUUGGUUAAAAUCCCAUGAUGCACAGCAGAUUCUUUUAUUUAUUUAUUAUUUAUGCACACCAGAUUAUUUUAUCCCAUUGAGACUAACUAAGGUUUAUUUUACACAUAAUUUACCAAAUACUAUAUAAUAUAAAUAUACACAAAUUACAAAUACAUUGAAGAAAAAUAAUCACAUUCAUCAGCAAAGAGGUCCCCAAUCAACAUGUUGAAGUGCCCGAGAGGCACCACCACAUCCUGUUGUUGGGAACUCUGUAGAUUGUUCCAUACAUGGACAUCCUGUUGUAGGGAACUCCGUAGAUUGUUCCAUACAUGGACAUCCUGUUGAAGGGAACUCCGUAGAUUGUUCCAUACAUGGACAUCCUGUUGUAGGGAACUCCGUAGAUUGUUCCAUACAUGGACAUCCUGUUGUAGGGAACUCCGUAGAUUGUUCCAUACAUGGACAUCCUGUUGUAGGGAACUCUGUAGAUUGUUCCAUACAUUGACAUCCUGUUGUAGGGAACUUUGUAGAUUGUUCCAUACAUGGACAUCCUGUUGUUGGGAACUCCGUAGAUUGUUCCAUACAUGGACAUCCUGUUGUAGGGAACUCUGUAGAUUGUUCCAUACAUUGACAUCCUGUUGUAGGGAACUUUGUAGAUUGUUCCAUACAUGGACAUCCUGUUGUUGUUAUUAUUACAUUUAAAAUGUAAAUGUAAUAAAAAUGAAGAAAGAGUGAUGACUCGACCUGUGAUUUCAAAGAUGGCCAGCCUACUUUCUGGUAAAUAAUGCAGUGACUUGUACUGAACAUGAUGUCAAAAGUGUUUCUGAAGACAUCAUCCGCAAACCAUUUUUAUUUAUAUAUUUUUUUUACAUCAUCUGGUGUGCCUCUUUGACUGCAAAUCAUGCUUUAUUCAAAGCAUAUUAUUGUGAUACUACAGAUAUAUUUACAUCAGAUCCUGACACAAAAGCUUCAAAAUAGGUAGCAACCUGCUUAUUAUUGAUAUAUUAUCACUUAAAAUGUCACUCACUUGCCUGACAAACGUUACAUCUGUUUUUGCCUGACCAAUGGAUCUAGCCAUGUAGAUCUUCCCCUCCAUCUCACAGCAACAUAACAAUUCAGAUCAGAAUGCUGUUUUCUGUUCUACAUCGUUUCGUCAGCCAGCACUAGGCUGUUGUAUUAGUGUUGGAAAAAAAACUACUGUAAAUAUAUCAAAACCGUUUUAGUAUUCUAAUUUAUAAAGGUAAUCAUUUUGUAUUUUAGAAAACGAUAGUAGUUUCAUGGCUUGCUACCACUGUCUAUGAGAAUAGGCAAUUUUUAAGAGAUGUAUUGCUCUAUAAGGCAUAUUUUGCUCCGUUAAUAACCUUUCUACCUGUUCACUUGUUUCCCACAGAAAGCCACAGGUGCCGCAGGAGGCGCCAUCCCCAGAAGAAGAAAUGGCCAAGUGUUCCUAGGUAAGCCUUAUACUGUCCUGAAGAUAUCCUCACGGGGAGUUCCCCUUAGACUCAGUCUCCUUAUGGGUUAUUUAAAGUACAGUCACAUUUCUCUCAGUAGUCUGUUUGCUAGCCCUUCUCGAAGAGAAGGACAAGACUCUACCAUCCUUUACUAUAGACCGACAUUUCCCCCUUUUCUAAUGCCAUUUAUUAGGGGAAAUCGCCUGUCAUCGUGUUAUGCUGUUAUUGUUUUUAUUUGGUUAUAUGGCGGUGGCCCUACACUGGCCCUACACUCUCUUGCCUAAUGUGACGUAUUCCCAUGUCCAGAGCCCAAGGCCUGGCCUCCCGGUCCUUUCCUGCCGUGCCACUCUAAAUUUAGCCCAUUUAUUCAUAUAUGCAGUUAGUAACCAUUCUAAAUCCAAAGUGCCACAUGCCCGGGCUGGUCUACUCCCUUCCUACAGGGGGGUUGGUUUACAGUGGGCCGCCCCUGCCUGUCGCUCGGCUGUCCUCAGCUGCUGUGCCUCGUCAACUCCCCCCGGCUAACACACUUCUGCCAUUGGCCACAAUGACACGGGCAAGGGAGGGUCAGGAGGUGGAUUCUCCUCUCGCCCUAGCUGUGUUAUUUAAAUAAUCAAUGCUUGCUAGUUACCUCCCCUGUUUAACCACCCCCAGCAACAUUCCCUUACCCUCCAUUCUCUUAUCUCCCACUAUCCACUGAAGCUGUGUAUGCCGGCCACUUCAGUGCCCUGCCUCGGUGUAGCCUACAUACCCAGAAGCACUAGGCUACAAGCGUCACUCUCCCAUUAUUGGACGUGCUGGAUUGUGGUCUUUCACUCUGCAGGCCUGACCCCAUUUUGGGGCCCGUGUGGACACAGAGGUUCUUCAAGCCUGAUGUGAACUGCAUCCUCCUUCCCUUCCUUCCAAUCUCCUCUCGGCUUUGACGCCCAUUGGAACCCAAGCUAAAGCUCAAUGUUGCUUUGGCAUUUCCAUACCAGUGACGAUCUAAUCAGUUGGCCAGCAGCCAACACAGCCCAGAUGUCAUCAUGUAUCUAGAGGCUUCUAAACAAAAGCCAUAGAGGAGGACUAGGGUUGAAAAAGAGGGGGUCUAUGUAUGCAGUAACAUUAUCUGGCUACUUAAUACAUAACUCAACGAUUCGUCAUCAAUUAUUUUAAUCUUCUGGUCACCAUAGAAACAAUAGGGGACUCACAAUUAAUUUGACUCUAGGUUCUACAAGCGCUGUCUAAAAAUUCCCAAAUACAUGUCGAACAUGUUUUUGACUUGUCGUCAAUUAUGCCUUGAUGAGUAUUCUAUUAAAUCCUUUACAUUUCUAUUGUGAAAUUGUUAAACGAGGACUUUGCAUCCUACUACUCUCAGUAGAACUCAACAGUUCAGCAUAGAGAAGCUCCAGAGCACACAGUCUUUCUUACCAGUGUACUCUUUAGCCAGAGUUGGGAUCUUAUCAUACAGUAGUAUUCCCCUGACCCUGGACCUCAUUAAACAAUUUGAUCUUUUGACCCUUGUUGACAAGGGACAAUUAUAUGACAUUUGACCUCUGUUCUGCAGCUGUGACGUCUAACCCUAUCCCCUAGUCUGGGUUAACCUCACUAGAUGUAUACUGUAUCUUAUUAAGCCAGCUAACAUGGAAGCUCAAAUAUUCAAGAAAUGCAUACACAUCCCAUUUUAUAUUGGAUAACCCACCUUUCAGUUACCUUCAAACAAAUCACACGAUCUCAGAAAUGCAUUAGAUCACCUGAAACGCCUACCGUAUUCUUCUCCAGAAUUGAUGUGAGUAUUUGAUUCUGUCGUCUCACUUUUUUUAUCCUAUCUAGUCAAGACAAAUGCUCAGUGAAAGGCCAAUCAAGUGUAUGAAUCAUCAGCCACUGUUUCAUGGGAACUGAAUGUCGACGUCUGCUUCCUCUCUCUCAGAUUUAGAACUAAACCGUGAUUUUAAAGGAGAUGAGUAUGAGUGUGAAGAUGAGGCCAAGCUCGUCAUAUUCCCAGACCACUUCGAGAUCCCCUUACCAAAUAUUGAGGAGUUGCCUGCACUGGUCAGUGAGUGUGUGCCCAUGCUCCAUUUGUGUGCCAUGCAUGCUGAAGGGAAACGGUGGGUCACUUCUCGCCAUUUGCCUUUUCCAGUGCAGUGCUUCCUUAUCAUGUUUUUAGUUUUUGAAUGCCAGGUAUCCUGUGCUUUUUUUUAUUUUUUGUUUUGGCAUGCUGUGUUAUUAGUUUGUUAAUCAAAGGGUCUAAUUGUUGUGAAAGCCUUUGUGUGCAUGUGUUGAUUUCAAUGGUACGAAGUAACACUGGUUGUGUUAAUCAUAUGCUGAUGUAGCAGUAGCAGUAGCAGUAGCAGUAGUAGCAGUAGCAGUAGCAGUAGCAGUAGUAGUAGCAGUAGCAGUAGUAGCAGUAGCAGUAGCAGUAGCAGUAGCAGUAGCAGUAGCAGCAGUAGUAGCAGCAGUAGUAGCAGUAGCAGUAGCAGUAGCAGUAGCAGUAGCAGUAGCAGUAGCAGUAGUAGCAGUAGCAGUAGUAGCAGUAGCAGUAGUAGCAGUAGCAGUAGCAGUAGCAGUAGCAGUAGUAGUGGCAGCAGCAGUAGCAGUAGGAGCAGCAGUAGUAGUGACAUCACAAUCUGAUCUGAUUAUUCUGACCAAUGACCAGUCCUACAUUAAAGGGAUAAGCGCGGUCUAGAGUCUAGACGAUCCUAUCACUCAAUCAGGGCUGUGUUUUUAAAUAUAUUUAAAUGUGUAUUUAAACGCCCACGCGAUCAGACUGAUCAUUUCAAUGGCAAAAGGAGGCUCUGGGUUAUGUUAAUAAAUGAUUUUCAUGAAAUAAACACACAGCGUGAGUUAUUAGACAUACAGUGAUGAUUUAAAAAAUAAUAAGACUGCAUGGGGGCUUUAAAAGUGACAUUAUUUGGUGUUAUUACAUUAUCCUCUGUUACAGACUAACUCCCCAACCAGUGCUAGUAAAAUAGACAAAUCAGUGAGGAACUACAGUGAAACUCUAUUAUAUAAUUAUCUUAGUUUCAGGAACAUAUUUAUUGUCUCUUAUCCUCACUAAUCAAACUGGGAUCAGGUUAUCUAGCUUCCUGUAUGCACCACAGUCCUAGACCUGUUACCAUAACUACAGGAAGUAGGGGUGCUGAGGGUGUUGCAGCACCCCCAGAAAAAUCACAAUAAAACAAAUUAUAUUAAUACGAAAAUUGAAAAAAAAGUUUUUUUCACAAAAGUAGUGUACUGGGCCUUUUUAAUAGUCCUGAAUUAGGGAUCAAUAUAGCCGUCUGCAACGCGAGCAAAAAUAGUUUUACAGCCUAGGCUGUUGCUAGUCCUAGUCUUAUUAUGUCAGUGAAACAUCUCCUCAGUCAGUAGAUCUAAUGGUUCCUGUGUGUCCCGUGACUCCCAGGUGACAAUAGCCUGCGAUGCCGUGCUGAACGCCGCGUCAGCCUACAAAAAACAGGAGUCUGACUCCUGGGACGAGGAGAUCCAGGUGUCCAAACAUGCCAGGAGUCUCCGACAGCAGGACAACGGAGUGAGGAUCCCACCCAGGUAACUGCCCACUAAUUGGACUGACAAAGGGUUAUGCAAUGACUUAGAAACACCAACAUAGUGGACAGUGGCUUCAGAACAGCUCCCGUCUCAUAUCAUUUUGUGUUGCUGCUAGUUUGAGGGUCCUCCGGUGUUUCUUGUGUGGUUUGGGGGGGGGUCCUUCUGGGUUACUUGAGCUACUUGUGGGUCCCUCCACCUUACUUGUGGGAUUCUGAUCCCAUAUCAAGGAAUCGCUCCUUUAUCAUGGUCGAAUAUUCCCACGGAUAGAUCAGAUAAUAGGCCUACAUACCCAGAAAGACUAUGUUGUCUUUCUGACAUCUAUAUACUGGCAUGGCCACCAUAGUAAGACUUCUCAGCCACUGGUCUGUCAUUUUCCUGUGCUGAGGAUGUCAGUUAUGAAGGGUUGCGGAAUGAGAUGGGUGGCAGGACCAUCUUAGGGAUCUGAAGCCAAGUUACUCUGUAAUGUUUCUUAGGGAUCUGAAGCCAAGUUACUCUGUAAUGUUUCUUAGGGGUCUGAAGCCAAGUUACUCUGUAAUGUUUCUUAGGGAUCUGAAGCCAAGUUACUCUGUAAUGUUUCUUAGGGGUCUGAAACCAAGUUACUCUGUAAUGUUUCUUAGGGGUCUGAAACCAAGUUACUCUGUAAUGUUUCUUAGGGGUCUGAAACCAAGUUACUCUGUAAUGUUUCUUAGGGAUCUGAAACCAAGUUACUCUGUAAUGUUUCUUAGGGAUCUGAAACCAAGUUACUCUGUAAUAUUUCUUAGGGAUCUGAAGCCAAGUUACUCUGUAAUGUUUCUUAGGGAUCUGAAGCCAAGUUACUCUGUAAUGUUUCUUAUUUGUCUGAAACCAAGUUACUCUGUAAUGUUUCUUAGGGGUCUGAAACCAAGUUACUCUGUAAUGUUUCUUAGGGAUCUGAAACCAAGUUACUCUGUAAUGUUUCUUAGGGAUCUGAAGCCAAGUUACUCUGUAAUGUUUCUUAGGGAUCUGAAACCAAGUUACUCUGUAAUGUUUCUUAGGGGUCUGAAACCAAGUUACUCUGUAAUGUUUCUUAGGGAUCUGAAGCCAAGUUACUCUGUAAUGUUUCUUAUGGGUCUGAAACCAAGUUACUCUGUAAUGUUUCUUAGGGGUCUGAAACCAAGUUACUCUGUAAUGUUUCUUAGGGAUCUGAAACCAAGUUACUCUGUAAUGUUUCUUAGGGAUCUGAAACCAAGUUACUCUGUAAUGUUUCUUAGGGAUCUGAAACCAAGUUACUCUGUAAUGUUUCUUAGGGAUCUGAAACCAAGUUACUCUGUAAUGUUUCUUAGGGGUCUGAAACCAAGUUACUCUGUAAUGUUUCUUAGGGAUCUGAAACCAAGUUACUCUGUAAUGUUUCUUAGGGAUCUGAAACCAAGUUACUCUAACCUUAUAUAGCAUUUUGUGUAUUAUUUUACAUGUAGCAUUAAGAAGCAUUAGCAUUAAGGAGUGUUUUAGGAUGCUAAACAUUAAACACACAAGUCUGUCCUACCCUGUUCAUUGAACAUAAUUCAGGUCAAUCAAUUAACUCCAAUGAGAGAGAAUGCUUUUUGGCCGUUCUUGCUAUUUUGUCCUUCAAGAACAACGACACUGAGAGAAUGGGUAACACUAACACUGUCAUGACACGUAUUUAGACCUGUUGUGACAUAUGUUGCGUUAUUUUAUGGCUGGUUAUGACACCUACAUAAGAGUGUAAAAACCCACAACACAAGGCAAAACAUUCCAUUACACCAUAGCCUACUUGUCAACAGUUUUAUGUUAUACAGCUCUGGAAAAAAAUAAGAGACCACUGCAAAAUUAUCAAUUUCUCUGGUUUUACUAUUUAUAGGUAUGUGUUUGGGUAAAAAUACCAUUUCUGUUUUAUUCUAUAAACUACUGACAACAUUUCUCCCAAAUUCCAAAUAAAAAUAUUGUCAUUUAGAGCAUUUAUUUGCAGAAAAUGACAACUGGUCAAAAUAACAAAAAAGAUGCAGUGUUGUCAGACCUCGCAUAAUGCAAAGAAAAUAAGUUCAUGUUCAUUUUUAAACGACACAAUACUAAUGUUUUAACUUAGGAAGAGUUCAGAAAUCAAUAUUUGGUGGAAUAACACCGAUUUUCAAUCACAGCUUUCUUGCGUCUUGGCAUGCUCUCCACCAGUCUUUCACAUUGAUGUUGGGUGACUUUAUGCCACUCCUGGUGGAAAAAUUCAAGCAGCUCGGCUUUGUUUGAUGGCUUGUGACCAUCCAUCUUCCUCUUGAUCACAUUCCAGAAGUUUUCAAUGGGGUUCAGGUCUGGAGAUUGGUCUGGCCAUGACCGGGUCUUGAUCUGGUGGUCCUCCAUCCAUACCUUGAUUGACCUGGCUGUGUGGCAUGGCGCAUUGUCCUGCUGGAAAAACCAAUCAUUUACAUUACAUUUACAUUUUAGCAGACGCUCUUAUCCAGAGCGACUUACAGUUAAUGAGUGCAUACAUUUUUCAUACUGGCCCCCCGUGGGAAACGAACCCACAACCCUGGCGUUGUAAGCGCCAUGCUCUACCAACUGAGCUACAGGGGACAGAGUUGGGGAACAAUGUCAGAGCAAAAGGAAGCAAGUUUUCUUCCAGGACAACCUUGUACGUGGCUUGAUUCAUGCGUCCUUCACAAAGACAAAUCUGCCCGAUUCCAGCCUUGCUGAAGCACCCCCAGAUCAUCACCGAUCCUCCACCAAAUUUCACAGUGGGUGCGAGACGCUGUGGCUUGUAGGCCUCUCCAGGUCUCCGUCUAACCAUUAGACGACCAGGUGUUGGGCAAAGCUGAAAAUUGGACUCAUCAGAGAAGAUGACCUUACUCCAGUCCUCUACGGUCCAAUCCUUAUGGUCUUUUGCAAACCUCAGCCUGGCUCUUCUUUGCUUCUCAUUGAUGAAGGGAUUUUUUCUAGCUUUUCACGACUUCAGCCCUGCCCCUAGGAGCCUGUUUCGAACCGUCCUCGCCGUGUACUUCACCCCAGCUGUCGUUUGCCAUUCUUUUUGUAAGUCACUUGAUGUCAUCCUACAGUUGUUGAGUGACAUUCGAAUGAGUUGGCGGUCAUCCCGGUCAGUAGAGAGUCGUUUUCGCCCUCUGCCGGUCUGUAGCUUUGUUGUCCCCAAUGUCUGCUGCUUGACCUUGUUCUUAAGAACCGGCAUCUCUGCCAGUAAAGCCAGAAUUGAACCCUUCUUUUCCUCACUCAAAACGUUCCUUUUCAACUCUUUUGGCAUGGUCAAUAGUUAUUUUCUGAUUAAUAUUACUUUUGAUGUACUAUUAGCACUGUUUUUACCAUCCAGCUGGUCCUAUUGCAAGAGGAUAGUGAUGACCACAGCAGUGGUUUUUAUACUUUUCCUCAUUGAAUAAGAUUUGGUUCAGGUGAUCACCUAAUCAGUACCUAAUUCAGUAGAAUGAGGUGUGCCUGUGUUGGAAUUCAACAGACACUGGAAUGGAAUGGCUGUCAUACAUGUAGAGAUGCUGAUUGAAGAAAAAUGUGCAGUGUUUUUUUCCACAGCUGUAUAACGUUUUCUGAAAUUGACCUUAUUCAAUUAUCAUUGUAAUUGCGCCCACAUCGAUGUCAGAAAUACACCUACCCCUAAUGCUCUGUUGCUGAUGACUGGGAUGAAUGCAGGAGCAGUAAUCAGGAGCAGGACAAGACACCCUCUUUUUGACGGAUGACUGACAUAAGGGCAUGUAUGUGGUAGGCCUAUCUGGCUUAUACGUUUAUGAUGGUCCUAAUGCUUCUUGACAGUGUCAUAAAGUGUAUUUUUACAUUACAUUUACAUUUUGCAGACGCUCUUAUCCAGAGCGACUUACAGGAGCAUUUAGGGUUAAGUGCCUUGCUUAAGGGCACAUCGACAGAUUUUUCACCUAGUCGGCCCGGGGAUUAGAACCAGCGACCUUUCGGUUACUGGCACAACGCUCUUACCCACUAAGCUACCUGCCACCCUAUUUUCUUAGUCCAAGUGAAGUGACACAAGAUGGUCAUAAUGCUUAAUGACAAUGUCAAAAAGUUUCAUUUUCUACGAGAUAUUUAAAAUAUGAUGAAAAAAUAAACAUGACUGUAAAUAAUUAGUUACAACAACAACAACAACAACGGGAUUUAAGAAAUAAACUUUGAAACAAAAAGAAACUUCUUGGCAGGGAAAAAACACAUUUGAAUAACAAUCAUGACAGUGUUAUGACCAUGUUAUGACAUAUUAAGACAUGGUUAUGACGCUGGGUGUCAAGGAAAGUGUUACCAAAAGAUGUAAUAAGAGCUAACCUAUUUAUCAACAUGUGACUCUUUGAAUGUUUUACCCCUGUUCCGUCUCUCCUCUUAGUGGCUGGAAAUGUCAGAAGUGUGAGAUGAGAGAGAACCUGUGGCUGAACCUGACGGACGGAGCGGUGCUUUGUGGGAAGUGGUUCUUCGACGGUGCCGGAGGAAACGGCCACGCCCUGGACCACUACAAAGACACCAACUUUCCCCUGGCAGUCAAACUGGACAACAUCACCCCAGACGGAGCAGGUCAGUGCCCACUUCCCCUUGCAGUCAAACUGGACAACAUCACCCCAGAUGGAGCAGGUCAGUGUCCACUUCCCCUGGCAGUCAUACAGGACAACAUCACCCCAGACGGAGCAGGUCAGUGCCCACUUCCCCUUGCAGUCAUACAGGACAACAUCACCCCAGACGGAGCAGGUCAGUGCCCACUUCCCCUGGCAGUCAAACUGGACAACAUCACCCCAGACGGAGCAGGUCAGUGCCCACUUCCCCUGGCAGUCAUACAGGACAACAUCACCCCAGAUGGAGCAGGUCAGUGCCCACUUCCCCUGGCAGUCAAACUGGACAACAUCACCCCAGACGGAGCAGGUCAGUGCCCACUUCCCCUGGCAGUCAUACAGGACAACAUCACCCCAGAUGGAGCAGGUCAGUGCCCACUUCCCCUUGCAGUCAUACAGGACAACAUCACCCCAGAUGUAGCAGGUCAGUGCCCACUUCCCCUGGCAGUCAAACUGGACAACAUCACCCCAGACGGAGCAGGUCAGUGCCCACUUCCCCUGGCAGUCAUACAGGACAACAUCACCCCAGAUGGAGCAGGUCAGUGCCCACUUCCCCUUGCAGUCAUACAGGACAACAUCACCCCAGAUGUAGCAGGUCAGUGCCCACUUCCCCUGGCAGUCAAACUGGACAACAUCACCCCAGACGGAGCAGGUCAGUGCCCACUUCCCCUGGCAGUCAUACAGGACAACAUCACCCCAGAUGGAGCAGGUCAGUGCCCACUUCCCCUUGCAGUCAUACAGGACAACAUCACCCCAGAUGUAGCAGGUCAGUGCCCACUUCCCCUGGCAGUCAAACUGGACAACAUCACCCCAGACGGAGCAGGUCAGUGCCCACUUCCCCUGGCAGUCAUACAGGACAACAUCAGAGCAGGUCAGUGACACAUAUUGGGGAAAACAUACAAUAAAACAUUAUAAAUGCUCAUACAUGCUUCUAACACAAUAACGCAUUAUAGCUGGGUUCCACUUUUCCAUUGGUGUAUAAGCAUAGAGAUCCUAUUAAAUUCAUAUUCUAAUUCCUAAUUCUAAGUAUACCGGUAACAACCCCCUAUUAUAUGAAGAGAGCCUUGGCCCUUGUUUUUUAUGACCAGUAACACCCCCCCCCCCCCCCCCCCCCCCCCCCCCCCUCUUUCAGAUAUAUAUUCAUUUGAUGAAGAAGAAGCAGUCCUGGACCCUCACAUAUCCGAACACUUACAACACUUUGGAAUAGACAUGCUACAGAUGCAGCAGGUACGUCUAGCCAUCGUUGUAGGAAAGAUUGACAAGCUCUCAUUUAGCUGAGUUAUACCUGUUUCAUAAUACACAACAUUUGUGAUGUGCAAAACCAUAUAUUUUCAAACAGCCAGUUCCACUUUACAUAGAAUAAUGUGGGCCUAGAAUAACAUCAACCAUGUCUGGGUACCUGUCGGACCCCCCCAUUUUGAAGCAGUACUUUGUUCCAUUGGUUGAAUAGAAUGGAACAGAAAAUGGCCACCUCAACACGGACAACGCAGACAGCGUGCAGCCUCGGGUCAGCGAGUGGGAGGUGAUCCAGGAAUCGGGCAUGAAACUGAAGGCGGUGUAUGGUUCGGGUUUCACUGGCAUCAAGAACCUGGACAACAGCUGUUACCUGGGCACCACCAUGCAGGUCCUCUUCAGCAUCCCAGAGUUCCAGAGGGCGUGAGUACCACCAGCAUCUGGGAGGGGCUUGUUCGUGUGUGUGAGAGAGCUAUAGAGAGAGAAAGGGGGGGCCUCCAGAAUAGACCAGAGUAAACAUACAAAGUCAGGACACUGCGCGGGUCAUGUUUCGCCACUCCGAAUAUAGAUGCUGAUGACGGAAAACUGACUCACUUGACCUAAAGGUGUUAUUACGUGGUGAUUGCACAACAGCACUGAAAACGGCAGGCUUAUACGAGUGGAUGACUGUAGUGUUCCGAGUGGAUGACUGUAGUGUUCCGAGUGGAUGACUGUAGUGUUCAAUCUCAUAUUUUCCCUCUUCAAAAAAAAAAUCUCUCCUGGACUUACAGUAGCGUGUGCACUGAAUGUACUGUCUGGCGUCUGUUUUGAAUCUCUAGGUAUGUUGGAAAUCUCCAGAGGAUAUAUGACUACUCACCUCUUGACCCCACCACGGAUUUCAGCACACAAAUGUGAGUCAAUACACAGUUACAUAAUGUUGCUUAUCAUCAGUACAUCGUCUUGACCAGGGGCUUGGCCCCUUGGGCCCGGGGGAGGCUGAGUUAAAAAACUCUCCAGGCCACUGUUGAACGUCUAAAACUAGAUAGAAAUUAUAAUGGACCUAUACGUUUUCAAAUAACUGCCCUUUUCCUGGCCCGCAAAUUGCUUUUGGCGAACAUAUAAAAUCUGUGCUGCCCUCCACUGAAUUGGCGAUGUUUCCCUCGAGACUAAAUUAUUACUCACCCUGGUCUUGUCUCACACCUCCAAACAUCUGACCGGUUCACAUCUUUGCUGACUUGCCGUUAAAAGCCCCUCUAUAAUUUUUUUUUACAUUUUAGUCAUUUAGCAGAUGCUCUUAUCCAGAGCGACUUACAGGAGCAAUUAGGGUUAAGUGCCUUGCUCAAGGGCACAUUUUCACCUAGUUCUAAUCCCAGAGCCGACCAGCGACCUUUCGGUUACUGGCACAACGCUCUUAACCACUAAGCUACCUGCCGCUCUAUGCCAACUCUAAUGUUUUCUAGUUACACUAUAUAUACAGCAGUAUGUGGAGAGCCCUUCAAAUUAGUGGAUUUGGCUAUUUCAGCCACACCUGUUACUGACAGGUGUAUAAAAUCGAGCACACAGCCAUGCAAUCUCCAUAGACAAACAUUGGCAGUAGAAUGGCCUUACUGAUGAGCUCAGUGACUUUCAACGUGGCACCGUCAUAGGAUGCCACCGUUCCAACAAGUCAGUUCGUCAAAUUUCUGCCCUGCUAGAGCUGCCCCGGUCAACUGUAAGUGCUGUUAUUGUGAAGUGGAAAUGUCUAGGAGCAACAACGUCUCAGCCGCGAAGUGGUAGGCCACACAAGCUCACAGAAUGGGACCGCCGAGUGCUGAAAUGCAUAGGGCGUAAAAAUCGUCUGUCCUCGGUUGUAUCACUCACUACCGAGUUCCAAACUGCCUCUGGAAGCAACGUCAGCACAAUAACUGUCAGUCGGGAGCUUCAUGAAAUGGGUUUCCAUGACCGAGCAGCCGCACACAAGUCUAAGAUCACCAUGCGCAAUGCCAAGCGUUGGCUGGAGAGGUGUAAAGCUCCCCACCAUUGGACUCUGGAGCAGUGGACAUGCGUUCUCUGGAGUGAUGAAUCACGCUUCACCAUCUGGCAGUCCGACAGUCGAAUCUGGGUUUGGCGGAUGCCAGGAGAACGCUACCUGCCCCAAUGCAUAUUGCCAACUGUAAAGUUUGGUGGAGGAGGAAUAAUGGUAUUUUUUGUUUUUUCAUGGUUCGGGCUAGGCCCCUUAGUUCCAGUGAAGGGAAAUCUUGACGCUACAGCAUACAAUGACAUUAUAAAAGAUUCUGUACUUCCAUUUUUGUGGCAACAGUUUGGGGGAAGGCCCUUCCCAGUUUCAGCAUGACCAUGCCCCCGUGCACAAAGUGAGGUCCAUACAGAAAUGGUUUGUUGAGAUUGGUGUGGAAGAACUUGACUGGCCUGCACAGAGCCCUGACCUCAACCCCAUUGAACACCUUUGAGAUGAAUUGGAACGCCGACUGUGAGCCAGGCCUAAUCGCCCAUGAGCAGGUGUCCACAUACUUUUGGUCAUGUAGUGUAGCUAUGUAUCUUGAUUAAUAAAUACAUUAAAGCUAGAAUUCUUAGUUGCUACAUCCAUUUUUGGACUUAUGCAUUUAUUAUAUAUACAUUUAUAAUAUUUACCCUUUGAUUCUUGAAGGAUAUAACUUAUAAAUGCUUAGUUCAACUGUAGUACCCCAUCAGAACCCAAAAUAUAUAAUCUUGUUUUACAAAGUAAAUGUAAACAAACACUAGCCUCAACAUGGUUAAAACUAUAGUUUUGAUGUCACGGAUGGGCAGUCUUUGCAUCCAUAGCUCUGCCUAUGAAUUUGAGAAUGGUUACAUUUUAAAAGCCCCAUCCCUCAGCUUCUUGCCGAAACCACAGAGGCGAUUGGACCAGUUUCUUAUUGAUUCAAUUGAGGACUCAGCUUUAAUGACCCCUUUCCUGCAGUCAAAUGACCAAAUCGCCCUCUAGUGGCCUCAUGGGUGGAAUGUUGUUCAUAUUUUUCAUAAUUUCAUAAUUAAAGGUUUCUUUUUUUUUUUUUACGCCGUAAAUCCGGUGUUUCAAAUGGUUUUGUAAUAUUUCAGUCUUCUGUGAUGUAUAUAAAGUGUAAUGUUGGGAUGCAAACUCAAAAUUGAAUACAUUUCAACUCUAUAUCUGACAUGGUACAGGUGUCUUCUUUUUUUUAAGCCCAUAACCAUGUGUGUGAGGUGUAUACUUUUGUUUCAAAGUAGAUUUGUUUAAGACUACCAAGAAAAACUCUGUGUGACCCUGAUUUAGCCCACUGCAGUAAAAUGUUAAAUGAUGAGCACAGAAGAAUGUCAGUGCUAGAAAAACAUUGGAUCUAACCCAUCCACCUGGCCAGAUGAAAACUGAGAGGCUCCUAAACGAAGGGGGUAAUGAAUGUUGGUAAUUAAGACAUAAACACUGGCUGACUGACUGAGAGAUGACCAUGUUAAUGACCUUCACCAUGUUAAUGACCUUCACCAUGAUGAUUCGAUGCAGAUCAUGUCAUACUGAGAGAUGAUCGUGUUAAUGAACUUCAUGUUGAUUCGAUGCAGAUCAUGUCAUACUGAGAGACGAUCGUGUUAAUGAACUUCAUGUUGAUUGGAUGCAGAUCAUGUCAUACUGAGAGAUGAUCGUGUUAAUGACCUUCACCAUGAUGAUUCGAUGCAGAUCGUGUCAUACUGAGAGAUGAUCGUGUUAAUGACCUUCACCGUGUUAAUCUGAUGCAGAUCGUGUCAUAAAUCAGGAGGUUGUUUACCACUGGUGUUGCCCAAUCGAUUUUGUUCUUAGCAGCUGUUAGUAGUUCGAGUAGCCGUUAUACUGCAAGCAUGUGUAAUGUGUUUUGGUUGGUCAAUCAUUUCAUUGCUUUCCUUUUGUGUAUGUUGAUGGUGGAGACGGUGUUGGCAAAGAGCUUUUGUUCUUAGCCAAGUUUUAACAGCUAUUACAAUGCUAACUUGUGCAAUAGGACAGGCACCAUGGGUUUGUUACUAAGUUACAUUGGUGUCCUUUUGUUUUGUCCACCAGGGCUAAACUGGGCCACGGACUCAUCUCAGGCCUGUACUCCAAACCACCAAUGAAAUCCGAGCUCAUUGAACAGGUGAUGAGAGAAGAAUGCAAGGUAUUAGACUGGGCAUGUCCAGCUCCUUAUCUGGGAAAAAUUACAAACUGGCAAUUUGGGAGAUCAGAACGUAUUUGUUUUGUGUUGCCAGAUAAGCAGGGGAAAGAGAUGUGGGAAACUACUGUUCUGUUCUGUACUGUUCUUCUCCAUUCAUCAUGCAGCUGCUAGCUUUUCAUCUAGUAAUGCCAGUGUAAUAUAAUGAGGAGUCUGCAAUCAGGUUAGGGCCAGGUUUGGACACACACAGACAGCUUGCGUGGGGAAGGGAGGGGUGGGGAUGGAACUUGUAGAUAUAUUAAUUAUCCUCUGUUGCAAUAUUCAUUGUUGCUCAUAUUUUGAGUACCUUGUAGUUUUUACAUUUAAAGGGUGUGUUGCAUGUCUUCAGUAUCAUAACCCAAUAUUUUUCCCAAAUGAUUUUUGGGUUGCAACUCUUUGCGGUAUAACUACUUCCAUUAACGUGGAAAUUGUAUUUUCUAUUUAUAGUAUAAACUGUAGCUAACGUUCGAGAUUUGAUCGUCUUAGAUGCCCCAUGCAUGCUGCAAUAACAACCCAAUUGUGUUACAAAGUGUUGUCUAUUCAUUUAGCAAAUGUAGUGCCAUUUUGGCAUUUUUCACUGCCUACAUCUAGCUGCUGCAUACCAACUUGUCUUGCAGGAGCAGUGUGAAUUGUUGCUAAUCCAAUCGGUACAACACAGCCCUGAAUCCUGAAGUAUUUAGUAUACAGAUUACAGAUUACAGACAUACAGGGACUCUACACUGCAGCACCUUCUGUUGUGCGAUGUAUGAUUCAUCUAACACUGCCAUGUAAAGACCCUCCGGAUUUCCUGCAGGUUGCAUGUUUGUUUUGUGGGGAAAGGAUCUUGAGGGUUACUGCCAGUAUGCAUGUUUUUUUUGGGGGGGAAAGGAUCUUGAGGGUUACUGCCAGUAUGCCUGUUUGUUUUGUGGGGAAAGGAUCUUGAGGGUUACUGCCAGUAUGCCUGUUUUGUGGGGAAAGGAUCUUGAGGGUUACUGCCAGUAUGCCUGUUUGUUUUGUGGGGAAAGGAUCUUGAGGGUUACUGCCAGUAUGCCUGUUUGUUUUGUGGGGAAAGGAUCUUGAGGGUUACUGCCAGUAUGCCUGUUUGUUUUGUGGGGAAAGGAUCUUGAGGGUUACUGCCAGUAUGCAUGUUUGUUUUGUGGGGAAAGGAUCUUGAGGGUUACUGCCAGUAUGCAUGUUUGUUUUGUGGGGAAAGGAUCUUGAGGGUUACUGCCAGUAUGCCUGUUUGUUUUGUGGGGAAAGGAUCUUGAGGGUUACUGCCAGUAUGCAUGUCUCUUUAUGCAGUCUGACUGUAGGGCUGUGUCAGAUGGUGUAGCUAGAUACAGCACCGAUUAGACAUUACGCUGUUGUCACUGAUCUCAUAAGCACAGAAGUUGCACUUGGUAUUAAAUUGAAAAAAUUAAGACGGAAAAGCCCUUUUCAAAGACGAGCCAAAUCCUAACUUGUGUAGCUCAAAUCGCCUCUCAAGUUGGAAAUUGGCCUCAUGAGAUUCAGAAUGUUUAUUAGCAGGAUACCUGUUUUUCCUGAAGUACCUCCAAUCACACGUCAACCUGAAGUUCCUCCAAUCACGUGUCAAUGGUUUGGUUUGGUGUCUUGGUGCCUUAGACAGGUGACUGGUCAUACACACUUUGUGUGUGACACCUUGUUCUCAUUGCAGCACCAGCCGAAGGGCAUCUCUCCCAAGAUGUUCAAAGCCAUGGUCAGCAAGGGCCACCCCGAGUUCUCCUCCAACAGACAGCAAGACGCACACGAGUUCUUCCUGCACCUCAUCAACCUGGUCGAGGUAUGUAUGGCUUCAUAUCUAUUAGUAGGAGUGAGUUAAACUACUCUAAAAGGUAUGUAGUGGUGAAUACAGUAUGCCAUUGUUGUAGAGUGUAAUGAAUACUCGGACAGAGUGGUAAGAUCCAAUCGCAGAAUAGCGAUGCUUUAUUAGAGUACAGACAAGGGAAUAGCUUAAUCGUGGUCGGGCGGGCUGUGGUCAAAACCGGGCCAGGCAUAGACAGGCAGAGGUACCAAAGGAGCGGGCUUAGUCGUAGUCGAGGUCACAGGCACAGGAUCAGAGAACGGUAAUCACUGGGGUAGACAAGUAGAGGAUUAAGCAAUUCGGGAAGUCAAACAACAAGGCACAGGUCGGAUACACGGGUAAUCAAAAACAACAAAACUCUCUCUCUCUCUCGGAACAAAACGCUUAGCAAGUCACAAAGGAACAAUACCUCGCACCGACUGAACCUCUGAGCACACCUUAUAUCCUACCCUAAUUAUGGACAGGUGUGCUCAGAACUCAGGUGAACCAGAUCGAGUCUGAUGACUCCCCCUCUCUGUAGAUCGGGGAAGUGUCAGACUCUGUCUAGACCCAGCCAACCCCCGAUCCCUUACAUAGAGGUACAGAAAUUGGCAAACAAAUUCACUUGUGUUCAACAAAAGACUCAUAACCGUAAAUUGUAUCAAUCGGGCAAUGGCUUUUCAGCUUUUCAGAUUAUACAGAGUGUACUGGCUUUUCAGUUUGUACAGAUUAUACAGAGUGUAUUUGUACAUUGUCUUUCAAUGAUGGCACUGGCCAAAAUAAAAUAAACUGCUUUCAUGAAAUGGCUACCGCAAAGCAUUUUCCUGACCAUGUCAAUGCUCCUCUGACUCUGAUCAGACGUGGUCAAUCUGGGGGUCUUGGGGGAGGGGAGGAGGGACAGGACGCUGUCCCUCUCGGCCGGCAGAUACACUUGUUCUCUGAAGUGACUUUCUUAACCAGGUUAAAUUUAGUCCGCCCCUAUCGGUUUCACAGGCCUGAUAAUGCUUCCUAUUCUGCCUGUUGUCCACACUUAGACUCCAAACCUUCCACUUUCUCUGCUCUUGUCCUUGACACAACAAAACAAUUGAUCCAACAUCAGUUUAUUAGACUUGGUUGCAUGCUUAUUAUGUAUCGUCAAUGUUUUAGUCAUUUGUGGCGAUGUUCUGAAUACAGAUUUUUUUUUAAACAUGGAGCAGUAAGGUGAUGUUAAGUAAGAUGUUAAACAGGAGCUAACAAGUCUACUUCAUGUUAAUAUAAGUACAAAAUCAACCGUUUUCUCUCAGCUUUAUAAUAAUAAUAAUAUGCCAUUUAGCAGACGCUUUUACCCAAAGUGACUUAUAGUCAUGCGUGCAUACAUUUUUGUGUAUGGGUGGUCCCGGGGAUUGAACCCACUACUUUGGCGUUACAAGCGCCGUGCUCUACCAGCUGAGCUACAGAGGACCACAGCUUUAGAAUACCUUUUAUGAUUAGACGGGGCCCUACGUUUCUACCAUGAACGUUAAUUGAGUGUAUAAUUUGUGGGCAUAUUAAGCUGUCCUUAGCCUGCGUGGAGGAACUGAGUUGGUUGGACAGAGAUAGGCAGACUAUUAGAGUAGCCUUCCAUCAGCAAGUUUAGCCCUGGGUCUGGAAUACUUCACUGGUGUUGGGAGUCAAAUUAUAACCCGAGGAUUUCUCUUAACUUCUUGGAAUAGAAAAGCUGCUGCUGUGACACCCCAUACGAGUCAAAUGGUUUAAUUCAAGACCCAUUGCCCCAUGACUCCUCAAAUGAACACAACAAACACAUUUCAUCUCCAACUUUCGCCAGGAAACAGCUGCGUACCUCUUUCUCUUUGAGUUUGACAUGUUUCCCCAUGUCCUUCUUCAGGAGUCACCUUUUAACUGUGUAAUUGUACAGGUGAAAACAAAGGAACACAUGGUUCCUCUUGUGAUAAUUGGGGAAUGUAUAACUUGAUGCAUAUUGUUACUGUUCAAACAUACAUGCAAUUAAUGAAAGUCACAAUAUUCUCACAAUGUUCUAAUGGAUGGAAACAGUUACAUUUCCAACUCCUUUUUUAACUGGUAAAUUCAAUAGCAUAGAUAGAGGAAAUAAGUAUCCAGUAUAUUCUCUCUCUCUCUUUCUCCUCUCUCUCUCUUUCUCCUCUCUCUCUUUCUCCUUCGCUAUCUCUAUCUUCCUCUCUCUAUACUUCUCCUCUAUACUCUCUCUCCUCUAUCUCUCUUCUACUCUCUUCUAUCUACUCUCUCUCUCUUUCUCUCCAUUCUCUCUCUCUCUCUACUCUCUCUCUCCUCUUUUUCUCCUCUUCUCUCUCUCUCUCUCUCUCUCUCUCUCUCUCUCUCUCUCUCUCUCUCUCUCUCUCUCUCUCUCUCUCCAGAGAAACAGUGCUGGCUCAGAGAACCCCAGUGAUGUGUUCCGCUACGUGGUGGAGGAGCGUGUGCAGUGCUGCCAGACGCAGAGGGUGCGUUACAACCAGAAGGUGGACUACCUGAUGCAGCUCCCGGUCCCCAUGGAGGCUGCCUCCAACAGAGGUAAGAUCCCACUGGCAGCUGGCCCUGCCCCGUGAGAACCAGCUCCUCUAUACAAUCACUAAACCCCAAUCACCUGAGUCUGAUGAAAACAACAGCGUUUCAGGAGGGUGUGUUAAAUAGCUUUGUGUGUGUGUGUGACAGAGGAGCUGAUAGUGUAUGAGGCGAAGCGAAGAGAGGCAGAGGAAAACAUGAGAGCCCCUCCAGAGCCUGUGAGGGCCCGGAUCCCCUUCACAGCGUGCCUGCAGGCCUUCACAGAGCCAGAGAACGUCCCCGACUUCUGGAGCUCAGCACUGCAGGCCAAGUCAGCUGGAGUCAAGUAAGCAAGGUCCUGGUCUAAGGCCUGGAAGAAAGAUCAAUACCACACACUAUUGAAUGCUCCCUCAGUUCAGCAGUGUGUGGGGAUCUUUCUUUCAUGCCUUUGCUUUUUGUAUCCUGCACCUGCAAGUUAUUUUGCGAUUUGAAAAGUCAUAGUCAAUCGAUCAAUAAUAGUUUCUACAGAUUGCUAUAUAUUAUUACUAUGAGAAUAGGAAGGUUCAGAACUUUUGUGAAACAUCACAGCACAGUGGAAAAAUAUAUGGCAGCUAGAAAUCAAACUGGAUGGUCUUCAGAGAUAUAUGGGAGGGGUUGAGGGUAGCUGAAGGAUGCGAUUUAAAAACAAACAAAAGAUAACUAAUGUAAAAUAUACUGUGUCCGUAAAAUGUAUAUACUAUGUAUAAGCUGGAAGUAAAAGUAUUGUUGUCCAUAAAAAAUAAAGUAGUUCAAUGCAAAUAUAUUGGUACAUAAUACAUUAACUAUAGGGGAAAUUUACCAUUUUAAGUUUUAAAUCUUGUAAAUGAGUGAAAGAUAUUUAUUCUUUUAAUUAAUGUUUCUGUAUUAUUGUCCUCUUUCCAGGACUUCCCGUUUCGCCUCCUUCCCAGAGUUUCUGGUAGUGCAGAUAAAGAAAUUCACAUUUGGGGUUGACUGGGUUCCAAAGAAAUUAGGUGAGUAAGAGAACUGAUGUCUCUCCACAAAUGGUUUGUCUUGUCUGCAUCCAUGAUUGUCACUAGUACCAAGAGGAUGCUGAUUUCUGUUCAACUUUUGUGUCUACCCACAUUGUGAAAUUAUAUUAAGGGAUUGAAUGGCCUAGAAUACUCUCUCUCUCUCCUUGUAUCGUAUUAUUAAGUAAGUUCUGUGGAUCCCCAGCAGAGGGCGUGGUCACACAGGGAUUCACUGAGGUCCACUGAGGAUGCAGACAGACAGUCUGGAUCCAAACUUGAACUGAAGACUGAUUUCAUUAAGUGAAACAGAACAAUUUAGUUUGAAAAAACGGUUAUCUACAGUCGUGGUCAAAAGUUUUGAGAAUGACACAAAUACUAAUUUUCACAAAGUCUGCUGCCUCAGUUUUGAUGAUGGCAAUUUACAUAUACUCCAGAAUGUCAUGAAGAGUGAUCAGAUGAAUUGCAAUAAAUUGCAAAGUCCCUCUUUGCCAUGAAAAUAAACGUAAUCCCCCCCAAAAAAAUGUCCACUGCAUUUCAGCCCUGCCACAAAAGGACCAGCUGCCAUCAUGUCAGUGAUUAUCUCAUUAACACAGGUGAGAGUGUUGACGAGGACAAGGCUGGAGAUCACUCUGUCAUGCUGAUUGAGUUAGAAUAACAGACUGGAAGAUUUAAAAGGAAGGUGGUGCUUGAAAUCAUUGUUCUUCCUCUGUUAACCAUGGCUACCUGCAAGGAAACACAUGCCCCGUCAUCAUUGCUUUGCACAAAAAGGGCUUCACAGGCAAGGAUAUUGCUGCUAGUAAGAUUGCACCUAAAUCAACCAUUUAUCGGAUCAUCAAGAACUUCAAGGACAGAGGUUCAAUUGUUGUGAAGAAGGCGUCAGGGCGACCAAGAAAUCCAGCAAGCGCCAGGACCGUCUCCUAAAGUUGAUUCAGCUGCGGGAUCGGGGCACCACUAGUGCAGAGCUUGCUCAGGAAUGGCAGCAGGCAGGGGUGAAUGCAUCUGUACGCACAGUGAGGCAAAGACUUUUGGAGGAUGGCCUGGUGUCAAGAAGGACAGCAAAGAAGCCACUUCUCUCCUGGAAAAACAUCAGGAACAGACUGAUAUUCUGCAACAGGUACAGGGAUUGGACUGCUGAGGACUGGGGUAAAGUCAUUUUCUCCCUUUCCGAAUGUUUGGGGCAUCCGGAAAAAAGCUUGUCCGGAGAAGACAAGGUGAGCGAUACCAUCAGUCCUGUGUUAUGCCAACAGUAAAGCAUCCUGAGACCAUUCAUGUGUGGGGUUACUUCUCAGCCAAGGGAGUGGGCUCACUCACACUUUUGCCUAAGAACACAGCCAUGAAUAAAGAAUGGUACCAACACAUCCUCCGAGAGGAACUUCUCCCAGCCAUCCAAGAACAGUUUGGUGACGACCAAUGCCUUUUCCAGCAUGAUGGAGCACCUUGCCAUAAGGCAAAAGUGAUAACUAAGUGGCUCGGGGAACAAAACAUCGAAAUGUUGGGUCCAUGGCCAGGAAACUCCCCAGACCUUAAUCCCAUUGAGAACUUGUGGUCGAUCCUCAAGAGGCGGGUGGACAAACAAAAACCCACAAAUUCAGACAAACUCCAAGCAUUGAUUAUGCAAGAAUGGGCUGCCAUCAGUCAGGAUGUGGUCCAGAAGUUAAUUGACAGCAUGCCAGGGUGGAUUGCAGAGGUCUUGAAAAAGAAAGGUCAACACUGCAAAUAUUGACUCUUUGCAUAAACUUAAUGUAAUUGUCAAUUAAAAGCCUUUGACACUUAUGGAAUGCUUGUAAUUAUACUUCAGUAUACCACAGUAACAUCUGACAAAAAAUAUCUCAUAACACUGAAGCAGCGAACUUUUGUGAAGACCAAUACUUGUGUCAUUCUCAAAACUUUUGACCACGACUGUAAGCUCUUGCUCUACCUGUGUUUUUAGGAUUGAGGAAGGUUAACUAUUUAUAAGCAAUGUUACUCUUGCAUCAUCAUCGUGCCAUUCAGACUUGUUUUUCUUUUUUCGUCUGGUUUUCAUCUUAGUCGACUGAAGUAAAAAACAAGUCUGGUUUCUUUGAGUUUCGUGGCUCUUGAUCUUGUGAUGUUCCCAUGUGUUUAAUAUGAAGCUGAGUGCUGUGGUGCAGGGCCACCUGUACAGGACAGAUAGGUAGGGGUUAAAGGCAUAUUCGAUGUUCUCUGAUACUGAUACGCUACAUCUUGUGUUUGGUACUGUGGCUCUAGUGGUGAACAUGAACGCUCUCAGUUUGAUCAUGUGUCAUCUGCUGGAAUCUUCAUGCCCAAGUCCUCUCUAGUCUGGUUUUCUCCUUUCCCAGUCCAUUCUAUAGCAGAAUCUCUGUGUCGCGUUUUAUAUGGACACACAACCAAAAACGUUUUGCAACAGAGAACUAAAAUGAGCAUUGAUUAUUGGACAAAUUCCGGUAGUCCCUCCCUGUUCGUCCGUUUUGUGCCUUAUGAGCACAACCCAGUUGUGUUUGACCUCUGACCUGCUGUUGUUCCACAGAUCUGUCCAUAGAUGUCCCAGACUUCCUGGACCUGUCUCGACUCCGGGGCACAGGGCUGCAGGCAGGAGAGGAAGAGCUCCCUGACAUCACCCCCCCCAUUGUCCUGCCUGAAGACACCAGAGGUAAGGGUCACUUUCAGGUGUGCCGGUUGGAAGCAGUGUUGACUUUCGGACCAAUGGUGUUGGUCUUAAAAGAAAGCUGGUGUUCGGGGCGAGCUAAAUCUGUCAUUUGUCUCACCAGCCACUUGGUGUCCUGGGAUGUUAACUAUCCAUUUUCCCCUCCUCUCUUCCCCCUAAGUGUGAGACUGUUUUGUAGUUGACAUGCUCAGUAUGCCCCUCUACUCCCUCCGUGAUCUUUAUCUCCAUUCUUCCUUCAGAGGCGGUUGUUUGGAUGGAUUUAGCAACUGUGCGCUGUUCAUAUUUUAGCAGGUACCAGGCACAUCGUGUGCCGCACAGUCCUAAACCCCAAAACACUUGAAAUGUGCUCCAGGCAAGGAAUCAAGAUCUCUAUAGUGCUUUGUUGACGCCAAUGGCUGUCUUGUAAAAGCUGCCUCAACCUUGUUAAAGACCUCUUAAGCUGACAGUCCCCGACAUCGGGCACUAGAAUUACUUACAAAAAAUAUGUGUAUGUUUACAUGUCGGAAGACAGCCAUCCAGACCUUCCUAGGACGAUGUCAACAUCCUCUGUCGAAUAAACGUGUAUUUGCCUCCCUCUGGUGGUCGGCUGCACCAUUACAUCCAUUUAUAUCACUUCAAUGCAAUGUUAUUUCAAAAGGGCGGUCCUUAGAAAAACAUCUAUCCAGCUUGACUGCUUCACGACACAGACAUGGCAAAGCAAUCGCUGAAUUGCUACUACAUUAAUAAAAUAUUGCCCUCUUGCUAGAUUGAUGACUAAAACCAUAGCGAAACAGUGCAAAAUGGCUCCGGCUUUAAAAGUUCAAACUAUUUCUAUUUCAGCAGAUGAGUAUAACCAAAAUAUAGUCUUCCCCCUACACAAAGUGUUGCUUUUUGGGGUAAUGCCCAAGGGGACGCUAGAGGUGUUUUCAUUGGAGUGAUUUCAUUCACUUUUAUGAGUCCUCGUCUUAUGGGCUUUUCCUGAAAACCUAACAAAGCAGUUGGAGAUUUGUUUUCUCUCAGAGUUGAAUAUCUUAUAUCCUAUCUUUUGAGGGAGGAGUCCGACCGCCCUACCUACAUAAUGUAAAUAGUGGUACACAAUGUUGUUUAUAAUGCUUUUGUGAUUUAUGUAGUCUUUGCCAGAGCUCCAAAAGUCCAAAUAUUAAACACCAACCCGUUGUCCCUGGGCCUGUAUCAAUAGAUAUUAAUUACAUUUCUGUCUCGGACAACGCCUGAGGACUUCCGAUUGAUUUGCGAGUUUCAAGUAAAUGUGUUUCUUUUUGCACCUUGAAAUGCAUCAUUUCCCAUCAAUUAGCUUUACGGAUUUAGCAUUGAUUUGCCAUUUGUUAAUAGAGAAAAUCCCCAGUACAAAGAAGUUUACCGCCUUGAGCCAUAAUAGUCAAUACUUGUUUUCAGUGGAACAACAUUUGUUAUUAAAACUGAAGUGUGACCUGAAUUGUAGGGAUGCUGUUUAGGUCCAUGUUAGAUUUUUUUUCCUAACCACAUAUUGAGAGAAUCCAUCUAAUAGGUCAGAUGCUGUAUCUACUACACUGUUGGAUUUAGCUAGUCAAAAAUACAUGUUUAUGUUGUUCCUUGAAAAUAAUCACUUCUUCUUCACUUUACUUUUCAGACAACUCGAUGAACUCCUCAGAUUGUAAGUAUUCCAUCCUGCCCCUAUAUAUACAGUAUCUAACCCAAAGCAAAGAUUUGCGACAAGGGAACAACUGUUAUUCUGAGUUCUGCAGUAAUGACAAUAUAAGGGAACAACUGUUAUUCUGAGUUCUGCAGUAAUGACAAUAUAAGCCUGACGAUGCAAACGACCCAACAGCUGAUGCAACCUCCUCGUAACUUUUUUUUUUUGGGGGGGGCAGGUUGUUUGUUAUUCGGCUGUUUUUGAUUAGUAAGCCCUGGGUAAGAUACAGUGGUUGUUUUUUUGCUUGUCCUCAGCCCCAGAUAUAGACGAGUCGUCGGCGAUGCAGCUGGCGGAGAUGGGCUUCCCUCUGGAGGCCUGUCGGAAGGCCGUUUACUACACAGGGAACAUGGGCCCUGAGAUGGCCUUCAACUGGAUCAUAGCCCACAUGGAGGAACCUGGUAAGAGCUAGGAGACCAUCACACACAGACAGACCGUACCACAUGGAUGUUAAUCUAGCCCGAUUUUCCCCAGCCUCUUCUGGGUUUGGUGGGGGGUGUACAGUAGUGCACGCACUAAAAACAUCACUGAAAUGACGUGUGUGUCAGAGCAGGAGACAGGCCAGUGUGCCAGAGUCCCCAGCCGCCUUUUGAGGGAGUGUUCGUGCGUGUGUGCAUUUGUGUGUGGGUACGUGCGUGUUAAGUCAGUGGGCCUGUGUGGCUGAGUUGUCAGGGAAUACUUUGUCACCCUGAGGCUCUGUCAUUUCAUUCUGGUUGCUGGCUACUGAAGGACUAAUAUAGUUGCAUAAUUCUCAAUGGGUAAUUCAUAACUACGUGCUGUAACUGUAUGUUGUUUUUGUUGCUUAUACGAAUGUAAAUAGAUUGUUUUAAUGUCCAAUACUAAAGCGCUCAGCUAAUUGUAAAUGAAUAGGUCACAAGACAAAAGGUCACAAGUUUUGGAAACUUAACAUACAGACAGUUGGAAGACAAAAAGUGUCCAUUUUAAUUCCUAGCAGGCAACGGUAAUGAAAGCUGUGGUGAUAGUUAACAGCAGGGUAAGUUGGGUAUAACCCUUUGUUUACCAACACCCACUCCUCGAGCGGUUCUACCUAUCACACCUCACUUCCUUUAUCUCUUCCUUCUCCUCGUUCGACAUGGAGCGAUAUUAUUGGACCAGGGAUGAACGCCAACAAGGCCUUCCAUUCUAAUUCUUGUCCAUUUACUACUCUGCCUGGUAUACUUAAUGUUGAUCAUGAAAGCAUAUUUUAGGAUUUGAUAGGUCGUUUUAAGCUUGUGAGGUCUUUAAAGGGGAGUUAAACCUUUGAUUUCUGAGAGAAAACUGACAACAAAAACCAUCAAUAAUAAUGAAUAAUAACAAUAAUAAUUGGUAUAAUCACCACUGGACCAAAAGGUUUUCCUCCCACCUCUGGGAAAUAAUCAUCCUGUGUGCAUGAAGAAUGCUUAUUUACCUAACAUUUUGUUUUGGAGCGGGUUGAAAAAUAUAUUUAAAAAAAGCUAUCCAUUACUUAAAUUCCUAUUUUCAUAUUUACUUCCUAAUGACACUUUUGUGUGAAUAGUUUGUCCCUUCCACAUUACAUUACGCCAAUUCCCAGCAAGCUGUCAAAAGAUGACUAAAUAGUUCCCUCCAGAUUUCUAUGAUGGGGUAAAUUAAUCUUCCUGCUACUAGUUAGGUUUCCCAUCCUAGGUGUGAAUGUAUCAUUACCAUGGGCCUGUCACAGCAACGACAACCUUUCCAAUUUCUCACAUAAACGAUACCUGAUUUAGCAAUCCUCAAAUCGUGAAAUACAGUGGGGAAAAAAAGUAUUUAGUCAGCCACCAAUUGUGCAAGUUCUCCCACUUAAAAAGAUGAGAGAGGCCUGUAAUUUUCAUCAUAGGUACACGUCAACUAUGACAGACAAAAUUAGAUUUUUUUUCUCCAGAAAAUCACAUUGUAGGAUUUUUUCUGAAUUUAUUUGCAAAUUAUGGUGGAAAAUAAGGUAUUUGGUCAAUAACAAAAGUUUCUCAAUACUUUGUUAUAUACCCUUUGUUGGCAAUGACACAGGUCAAACGUUUUCUGUAAGUCUUCACAAGGUUUUCACACACUGUUGCUGAUAUUUUGGCCCAUUCCUCCAUGCAGAUCUCCUCUAGAGCAGUGACGUUUUGGGGCUGUCGCUGGGCAACACGGACUUUCAACUCCCUCCAAAGAUUUUCUAUGGAGUUGAGAUCUGGAGACUGGCUAGGCCACUCCAGGACCUUGAAAUGCUUCUUACAAAGCCACUCCUUCGUUGCCCGGGCGGUGUGUUUGGGAUCAUUGUCAUGCUGAAAGACCCAGCCACGUUUCAUCUUCAAUGCCCUUGCUGAUGGAAGGAGGGUUUCACUCAAAAUCUCACGAUACAUGGCCCCAUUCAUUCUUUCCUUUACACGGAUCAGUCGUCCUGGUACCUUUGCAGAAAAACAGCCCCAAAGCAUGAUGUUUCCACCCCCAUGCUUCACAGUAGGUAUGGUGUUCUUUGGAUGCAACUCAGCAUUCUUUGUCCUCCAAACACGACGAGUUGAGUUUUUACCAAAAAGUUCUAUUUUGGUUUCAUCUGACCAUAUGACAUUCUCCCAAUCCUCUUCCGGAUCAUCCAAAUGCACUCUAGCAAACUUCAGAUGGGCCUGGACAUGUACUGGCUUAAGCAGGGGGACACGUCUUGCACUGCAGGAUUUGAGUCCCUGGCGGCGUAGUGUGUUACUGAUGGUAGGCUUUGUUACUUUGGUCCCAGCUCUCUGCAGGUAAUUCACUAGGUCCCCCCGUGUGGUUCUGGGAUUUUUGCUCACCGUUCUUGUGAUAAUUUUGACCCGACGGGGGGAGAUCUUGCGUGGAGCCCCAGAUCGAGGGAGAUUAUCAGUGGUCUUGUAUGUCUUCCAUUUCCUAAUAAUUGCUCCCACAGUUGAUUUCUUCAAACCAAGCUGCUUACCUAUUGCAGAUUCAGUCUUCCCAGCCUGGUGCAGGUCUACAAUUUUGUUUCUGGUGUCCUUUGAUAGCUCUUUGGUCUUGGCCAUAGUGGAGUUUGGAGUGUGACUGUUUGAGGUUGUGGACAGGUAUCUUUUAUACUGAUAACAAGUUCAAACAGGUGCCAUUAAUACAGGUAAUGAGUGGAGGACAGAGGAGCCUCUUAAAGAAGAAGGUACAGGUCUGUGAGAGCCAGAAAUCUUGCUUGUUUGUAGGUGACCAAAUACUUAUUUUCCACCAUAAUUUGCAAAUAAAUUCAUUAAAAAUCCUACAAUGUGAUUUUCUGGAUUUGUUUUUCUCAUUUUGUCUGUCAUAGUUGACGUGUACCUAUGAUGAAAAUGACAGGCCUCUCAUCUUUUUAAGUGGGAGAACUUGCACAAUUGGUGGCUGACUAAAUACUUUUUUCCCCCACUGUAUCACUGUUCAAGUAAAUAACAAGUUAUCCAUUGGUAAACGAAGGGUUACCUUAAGACAGAAAAACACAGCAUUCAGUGCAUGUUUUUUCAGGCUUCAUUACUUGUAUGUGCGUAGCGGUGUCCAUUGUUCUGCUAAUUGACAUGCUUCUGUUUUUGAAGAAAUUCUAAAUAAAUAUGCUUUCCACAGGAACAUGCCAGAGACAUAUUUGCAUGACACAAUCGUUUUCCUUCAAAUAUUUGGUUUUCCUUCAAAUAUUUGAAAUAUUGAGUGUUUUAUGCACACAUGUUUGUGUGUUUGUUUUAAUAACAGCCUAUUUAUGUGUAUGUGUUUGAGCACACACAGUCAACUUGCACAGGUGUGUAACAACUAUGUAAAUUAAUUGGGCCCCAACUGGUUCAAACUAGGGUAUAAAAUGUUUAUAGAGAACUGACGUCUUUCAAAGACUGUUGUAUUGUAACUUUUUUAAAGCUGCCACCUGUUUUAUUUGAUUCCCUCCUAAAUCCUUAACUGCUCUUGUGGAAUUGCUUUUUAAUAUGCAUGAUGCAUCAGCCAGCCUAGUGGCACCCUCCCUGACAUUAUUAUAAACUCAGUAUUAAUGUUCUCCGAGAUUUACUGUGGCAGUCGUUUUCUGACUGUAAAUUAUCCACCUGUCUUUUUCUGUACCCUGUAUUAUUUCUGUUAUAAUCAUAUCAACAGUCCUUUUAACUGAUCGUCCAGUGUGCUCUUCCUGAUUUUGACCUUUGACCUUAUUAUGAACAUAGAUUAUGUAUUAUAUUGACAAGAUAGUUGAGUGAACGCUCUAACAAUGGAAAUACAUGUCCUGGGUGGCACAGCGGUCAAAAGCACUGUGCUGCCGUGCAGAGGUGCCACUACAGCCUGGGCUUCGAUCACAACCGGCCGUGAUCGGGAGGGUUUGGCUGGUGGGGCUUUCCUUGGCUCAUCAUGCUCUUGUGACAGGGCUGGGCGCCUGCAAGCUGACUCCGGUCGUCAGUCGAACAGUGUUUCAUCCGACACAUUGGUGCGGCUGACAUCCGGGUCAAGCGAGCAGUGUGAUAAGAAGUAGGCAGCCAGGCGGGUCAUGUUUCAGAGGACGCAUGACUCGACCUUCGCCUCUCCCGAGCCCAUUGAGGAGUUACAGAGAUGAGCCAAGGGACCUAAUUAAAAAAAUAAUAAUGCUUGUGGCCAUACCACCCUUAAUACGCCUGUUCAGGGUCGGGCCUGGUUAGCACUGGGACGGGAGACCGCCUGGGAAUACCAGGUGCCAUAAGCAAAACAAGGAAAUACAUGUCCUCAAAGAUGGAAGGUCGGGCGGAAGGAGGCGAGAUCAGAUAGGAUCAUUCUAGCCAAUGAGAGGGCAGAUACGCCUGUGAACAACAGGCACAACUUCGAUAUGUAGUCGUUUUUAAUUAAGUUCCGAAAUGCCACGUAAGUCCACUUAUAUAAAUGUAUUCGUAACAACCUAACUAUUAUGAAAUGUAUAUUCGAUCAAAUAAGCCUAACAUACCAAAUUAGCAAUUACAUAUAUUUUGACCAAAUCCGACACUCUCAUUGACCUCCAUACAAAAGUCCCUCACUCGUGGACUUAUUUUCGUGGACAGAUUUUGGGCAGAGUAAAACCUCUUCCUCUUUGUUACGAACCAUAUUUAUAUUAGAUCUCACUCUCUCAUUAUCCUCUCUCUCUCUCUCUCUCUCUCUCUCUCUCUCUCUCUCUCUCUCUCUCUCUCUCUCUCUCUCUCUCUCUCUCUCUCUCUCUCUCUCCUUCCUCUUCUCCAGACUUUGCUGAGCCCCUGGCCCUACCCUCCUUCAUGGAGCCAGGCCCCUCCGUGGCCAGCCUGGGCCUGUCAGCCACCCCCCUGGACAACCAUCCUCCAGAGGAGAGCAUCGCCAUCCUCACGUCCAUGGGCUUCCCCCGCCGUCACACCGUCCAGGCCCUCAAAGCCACGGUCAGUGCCUCUCUUUCUUCUCCCACUGCUCACACACUCACUCUGGUGAAAACCACACAAACAUAUUGUCCAGGACGCAUUCAAUAGGCGGUAGUGCUUUGGUCGUUUUUUAAUGAAGCUUGUUCAAAUGUGAGUUGGUAUAAUGCAGAGGUGUAUGUACUGUAUUCAGGAGCGUGGACAAUAAACAGUAUCAAAAGAUGUCAAAAAUGGAAAGGGAGACCUUUAUCAUGUUUUAAGUAGGUUAAUUUCCCAAAAAAGUUUUAACCAAUAUGUUCUAUUUCUCCGUCUGAUCUUGGGCUUGCUAUUUCUAUUUUGGACACAUCAUGGCCAGACAUAGUGCCAUUGAUAUGCAGUAGGAAGAAUGGGGUUGCUUUCUAUAGUGCCGAACCGUGCUGGAGUCAGGAGAACCUGAGAAUCCUGCCCCCUGAGCUAUAAACAACUUGGCUGGCCAUUUUAAUAACCCCUUCAUGUCCUUAGUGUCUCGAGAUCCCUGUUCUACGUUCUGUUUACAAAUAGAGCAAUGAGCCUAGCUAUGCACUUUCAGCUUUUCAGUUCUAUGAGUCAGAUCGGUGCAUGUCAUACGUGCAACUAUAGCACAGUCAUUUUUAUGCGUUUGCUUGUGUGUUCCUAAAAUGUACCUUUACAAUUAAGCUAGGAAACAACUCAUUUAUUCAAUUACGUUAUGAAUUGUAUAACACCACGAUAUAUAAAAGUAGAAUUCCAUUAUAGUGGCUCAUAUUUUAUGAUGAUCUCGGGUUUCUUUUGUCACCUGCCCUAUCAGCAUAAAACAGACUGAUUUCCUGGUUUACCGUUUCUAACAACCCCAAACCCCAUAAAAAAGCCCAGGGUCCUCGUGAGUGGAGUAGGGGUGUGAAACAGCAGAAUGUAUUUUUAAUAAUAUCCCAGUGAACAGAGAGUGAGCAUGCAGGAAGUGUGCAACCUCACUGGCCUGCCUGUCUUUCUGUCUGUCUACCUGCCUGCCUGUCUGUCUGCCUGCCUGCCUGCCUACCUGCCUGCCUGUCUGUCUGUCUGUCUGUCUGUCUGUCUGUCUGCCUGUCUGUCCUGUCUGUCUGUCUGGUCUGUCUGUCUGUCCUGUCUGUCUGUCUGUCUGUCUGUCUGCCUGUCUGCCUGUCUGCCUGUCUGUCUGUCUGUCUGUCUGUCUGUCUGUCUGUCUGUCUGCCUGCCUGCCUGCCUGUCUGUCUGUCUGUCUGUCUGUCUGUCUGUCUGCCUGCCUGCCUGCCUGCCUGCCUGUCUUUCUGGUCUGCCUGUCUGUCUGUCUGUCCUGCCUGCCUGUCUGUCGUCCUUGCCUGCCUGCCUGCCUGCCUGCCUCCUGCCUGCCUGCCUGCCUGCCUGCUGCUGCCUGCCUGCCUGCCUGCUGCCUGCCUGCCUGCCUGCCUGCCUGCCUGCCUGCCUGCCUGCUCCUGCCUGCCUGCCUGCCUGCCUGCUGCCUGCUGCCUGCCUGCCUGCCUGCCUGCCUGCCUGCCUGCCUGCCGCCUCCUGCCUGCCUGCCUCUGCCUGCCUGCCUGCCUGCCGCCUGCUGCCUGCCUGCCUGCCUGCCUGCCUGCCUGCCUGCCUGCCUGCCUGCCUGCCUGCCUGCCUGCCUGCCUGCCUGCCUGCCUGCCUGCCUGCCUGCCUGCCUGCCUGCCUGCCUGCCUGUCUGCCUGGGUAUGGCCAGAAAAAGCAGGCUGCAUGAGAUCAUUCUCCCCCAUGUGCUCUCGGCACUGGCGUCUGUGGUGAAUGAAUCAGACCUCUAUUUCGGAUUAAAGGCUGAGGCUAAUUGAGGGAAUUGACCAUACAUGGAGAAAGAAAGUGAUGUUGGAUAAAAAAUUUUUGAUGUCACCAAUCCUGUUACAUUUUGGUUUUGACGCUGUCAAUCCUGUUACACACUGGUGACAAUUGUCCAUCUUAUGAGACCUCUGAGUUUGAGAGAAGACUGAGGGGAGACAGGAAAACAUGACAUCUGUUGUUUCAGAACAACAACUUGGAGAGGGCUCUGGACUGGAUCUUCACCCACCCGGAGAGGGAGGAGGAAGAGACUAGUGACGACUUGUCGGACAUGGCCGACACCACGGAGCCCGACGACAACACCUUCUCCAACGCCAACACCAACAGCCACUCCACACUGUCCCCAGACCAGGACGGCUCGGGCCCCCGAAUCAAAGACGGACCCGGACGUGAGUGACUCCGCAUGACCUCUGUCCUCAGACACUGAUCUAGGGUCAGAUCCACCCUCCCCAGUCCUAUCCCUAACCAUUAUCUAAGAUCCACCCUCCCCAGUCCUAUCCAUAACCAUUAUCUAAGAUCCACCCUCCCCAGUCCUAUCCAUAACCAUUAUCUAAGAUCCACCCUCCCCAGUCCUAUCCAUAACCAUUAUCUAAGAUCAGCUCCUCCCCAGUCCUAUCCAUAACCAUUAUCUAAGAUCCACCCUCCCCAGUCCUAUCCAUAACCAUUAUCUAAGAUCCACCCUCCCCAGUCCUAUCCAUAACCAUUAUCUAAGAUCCACCCUCCCCAGUCCUAUCCAUAACCAUUAUCUAAGAUCCACCCUCCCCAGUCCUAUCCCUAACCAUUAUCUAAGAUCCACCCUCCCCAGUCCUAUCCCUAACCAUUAUCUAAGAUCCACCCUCCCCAGUCCUAUCCCUAACCAUUAUCUAAGAUCCACCCUCCCCAGUCCUAUCCCUAACCAUUAUCUAAGAUCCACCCUCCCCAGUCCUAUCCCUAACCAUUAUCUAAGAUCCACCCUCCCCAGUCCUAUCCCUAACCAUUAUCUAAGAUCCACCCUCCCCAGUCCUAUCCCUAACCAUUAUCUAAGAUCCACCCUCCCCAGUCCUAUCCCUAACCAUUAUCUAAGAUCCACCCUCCCCAGUCCUAUCCCUAACCAUUAUCUAAGAUCCACCCUCCCCAGUCCUAUCCAUAACCAUUAUCUAAGAUCCACCCUCCCCAGUCCUAUCCAUAACCAUUAUCUAAGAUCCACCCUCCCCAGUCCUAUCCAUAACCAUUAUCUAAGAUCCACCCUCCCCAGUCCUAUCCCUAACCAUUAUCUAAGAUCCACCCUCCCCAGUCCUAUCCCUAACCAUUAUCUAAGAUCCACCCUCCCCAGUCCUAUCCCUAACCAUUAUCUAAGAUCCACCCUCCCCAGUCCUAUCCCUAACCAUUAUCUAAGAUCCACCCUCCCCAGUCCUAUCCAUAACCAUUAUCUAAGAUCCACCCUCCCCAGUCCUAUCCAUAACCAUUAUCUAAGAUCCACCCUCCCCAGUCCUAUCCCUAACCAUUAUCUAAGAUCCACCCUCCCCAGUCCUAUCCCUAACCAUUAUCUAAGAUCCACCCUCCCCAGUCCUAUCCCUAACCAUUAUCUAAGAUCCACCCUCCCCAGUCCUAUCCCUAACCAUUAUCUAAGAUCCACCCUCCCCAGUCCUAUCCCUAACCAUUAUCUAAGAUCCACCCUCCCCAGUCCUAUCCCUAACCAUUAUCUAAGAUCCACCCUCCCCAGUCCUAUCCAUAACUAUUAUCUAAGAUCCACCCUCCCCAGUCCUAUCCAUAACCAUUAUCUAAGAUCCACCCUCCCCAGUCCUAUCCAUAACCAUUAUCUAAGAUCCACCCUCCCCAGUCCUAUCCAUAACCAUUAUCUAAGAUCCACCCUCCCCAGUCCUAUCCCUAACCAUUAUCUAAGAUCCACCCUCCCCAGUCCUAUCCCUAACCAUUAUCUAAGAUCCACCCUCCCCAGUCCUAUCCCUAACCAUUAUCUAAGAUCCACCCUCCCCAGUCCUAUCCAUAACCAUUAUCUAAGAUCCACCCUCCCCAGUCCUAUCCCUAACCAUUAUCUAAGAUCCACCCUCCCCAGUCCUAUCCCUAACCAUUAUCUAAGAUCCACCCUCCCCAGUCCUAUCCCUAACCAUUAUCUAAGAUCCACCCUCCCCAGUCCUAUCCCUAACCAUUAUCUAAGAUCCACCCUCCCCAGUCCUAUCCCUAACCAUUAUCUAAGAUCCACCCUCCCCAGUCCUAUCCAUAACCAUUAUGUAAGAUCAGCUCCUCCCUCCCCAGUUCAGCUCCUCCCUCCCCAGAUCAGCUCCGCCCUCCCCAGAUCAGCUCCGCCCUCCCCAGAUCAGCUCCGCCCUCCCCAGAUCAGCUCCUCCCUCCCCAGAUCAGCUCCGCCCUCCCCAGAUCAGCUCCUCCCUCCCCAGAUCAGCUCCACCCCCUCCAGUCCUAUCCAUAACCAUUAUGAGCAAAAUGACAAAAGGAGAAGAAUUCCACACAUACAGAUGUAGCAGAGGAGCUGGAUCUAAAAUAUAUUUUGCUGCUUUGAAUAGAAAACAAAUGUUCUCUCACUGCUUGCUGCACUAAAAUGAUGGAACACCUGCUGUUUGUAGGUACAUUUUGAACAAAAUCUGCCUUUCACCAAUUGUGAAGGGCUACACUUCCGCUUCCAUUCUAACACCAUUCUGUAAAAGGAAGGUAGCGCACUGUUUUUAGUCACAUUUUUGGUUUACGAUUUUAAUUCAACUGAACAUGUAAAUUCAUAGCAUGUUUGAGGAGACUCCUGCUAUUCAGGAUCUCAGAAUAUUUGAUUUUGAACUCACAAAUAGAAAUCAUGGACCUGUCUCUCUCCAAGUACCCUAUGAAUGCUUUCAAGGUAAGAAAGACAUCCCUUAACACUAGAGAUAGGAUCAGAUGAGGAUUAAAAGACAUCCAUAGCACUAGAGAUAGGAUCAGAUGAGGAUUAAAAGACAUCCAUAGCACUAGAGAUAGGAUCAGAUGAGGAUUAAAAGACAUCCAUAGCACUAGAGAUAGGAUCAGAUGAGGAUUAAAAGACAUCCCUUAACACUAGAGAUAGGAUCAGAUGAGGAUUAAAAGACAUCCAUAGCACUAGAGAUAGGAUCAGAUGAGGAUUAAAAGACAUCCAUAGCACUAGAGAUAGGAUCAGAUGAGGAUUAAAAGACAUCCAUAGCACUAGAGAUAGGAUCAGAUGAGGAUUAAAAGACAUCCAUAGCACUAGAGAUAGGAUCAGAUGAGGAUUAAAAGACAUCCAUAGCACUAGAGAUAGGAUCAGAUGAGGAUUAAAAUACAUCCAUAGCACUAGAGAUAGGAUCAGAUGAGGAUUAAAAGACAUCCAUAGCACUAGAGAUAGGAUCAGAUGAGGAUUAAAAUACAUCCAUAGCACUAGAGAUAGGAUCAGAUGAGGAUUAAAAGACAUCCCUUAACACUAGAGAUAGGAUCAGAUGAGGAUUAAAAGACAUCCAUAGCACUAGAGAUAGGAUCAGAUGAGGAUUAAAAGACAUCCAUAGCACUAGAGAUAGGAUUAGAUGAGGAUUAAAAGACAUCCAUAGCACUAGAGAUAGGAUCAGAUGAGGAUUAAAAGACAUCCAUAGCACUAGAGAUAGGAUCAGAUGGGAUUAAAAAUACAUCCAUAGCCACUAGAGAUAGGAUCAGAUGAGGAUUAAAAGACAUCCAUAGCACUAGAGAUAGGAUCAGAUGAGGAUUAAAAGACAUCCAUAGCACUAGAGAUAGGAUCAGAUGAGGAUUAAAAGACAUCCCUUAACAUAGAGAUAGGAUCAGAUGAGGAUUAAAAGACAUCCAUAGCACUAGAGAUAGGAUCAGAUGAGGAUUAAAAGACAUCCAUAGCACUAGAGAUAGGAUCAGAUGAGGAUUAAAAGACAUCCAUAGCACUAGAGAUAGGAUCAGAUGAGGAUUAAAAGACAUCCAUAGCACUAGAGAUAGGAUUAGAUAGUUGCUGAAAGUGAUAGUUGUGUCUUAUGAGCCGGUUUUACAAGCUUGUCCUUAUGGCUAUAUUGUAGGCUAAAUGCAUCUGUUCUGUUGACAAGGGAGUUGUAGUUUUGCGUAAUGAUUGGUUUGACUUCCUGUUUUGCAGGUUACGAGCUUUUUGCUUUCAUCAGCCACAUGGGAGCGUCCACGAUGUCUGGUCACUAUGUAUGUCAUAUCAAAAAGGAAGGAAGGUAAGUCCGUCACAAUUUACAUACUCUCCAUUGAUCUCUGCUAGAUGAUUAAACCACAAUCUCUUUCACAAUGAAGGAUUUCAAAUGAAUGAUAUAAACAGACUGUUUCCCGACCUAGCCCUUUGGGACCACCAGCUGUUGCACUGCACAUAAUAUUUGAGCUAUUCCAACACUAGCGCUCCUGAUUCAACUAAUCAAGGGCAUGAUCAUUAGUUGACGAGUUGAAUCAGGUUUGCUAGAUUUGGAGUCAAUCAAGUAUUAUCUUUGAUCGCGACUAGUGGUCCUCACAGACCAGAUUGGGAAACACUGUCCUAAGAGACUGAUUUAGAUCAUUUUGUAAUCAGUAGUACAAUGUGGCAUUUAGAAAUCAAGACGAAACUAAAUGUAUAGAUGAGGUUUUAACACAAUGCGUUACCUAUGCUAUAUCCCCCCCCCCCCCCCCCCCCCUCCCACGUCAGAUGGGUGAUCUUCAACGACCACAAAGUGUGCUUGUCAGAAAGACCUCCAAAAGACUUGGGCUACAUCUACUUUUACCGUCGGCUGUCUAGCUGCUAGACCUAGGCCCCCUCCCUCCUCCCCACCAUCC
This is a messenger RNA of Coregonus sp. 'balchen', 39640 nucleotides long. NCBI's taxonomy places the organism in Eukaryota, Metazoa, Chordata, Actinopteri, Salmoniformes, Salmonidae. The record is from the annotation of a GenBank genome assembly.